CUAUAGGUAUUUAACUGCGUCAUCCGGAUAAAAAUGCUGCACAUAUUUUUGUUUCAAAACCGAAAACCCACAUGUGAACUGCUAAAACUACUCCCACUUUUGAAAAAAGCCGCCUAAUUAGUUUUCUCUUUCAGAGUCACCUGGUAGAGAAAUUUCCUACUACUUUAUGGAAUCCCUUUUCAUGUGUCGUCUGCUUCGUUGUUCAUUCUGUCAUUCACGAUUUCACGUGGAUUUCACGUGGAUUUGUGCUCAUACAUGUGCUUUUACGUGUGUUUGAAAUUCCCAAUUCUUGAUUUUGAUAAAUAUUGACUAAAAAGAAUGGACAAGCCAAAACGAAGAUGUGUAGAGUGCAAGAAAACUAACUUUUAUAAUGUCAAUGGACAAUAUGUGUGUGUCGAAUGCGACACUUAUGCUACUGAUCAAGUUGAAAUUGUUUGUGAUGAAUUUGAGGGACAAACUCAAGGUCGAAAAUAUAAAGCACUUGGCGAGAAAAAGGAUAGGAAAAAUUUAGAGGAAGAAGAACGGAAUAAGAGGAUACAAGAUUGGAAUAUAUAUGAUGGAUUCAAUUUUAUUCUGGUCAAAAUGACAGAUGCACUGAUCAAGUGUGGUGCUGAUCCCAUAAUCAAACCCUGUGUACACAGGUUAUGGGCUUCCUAUCUUUCCAAAAUGGAAGUUGCAUAUCGUGAAGCAUCACCUCCUACAUCACCUUUACCUGACGAAUUUAGAACCAGGGAGACAGAGAUGGAAGAAGUGGAGGAACAAUCUUCAAUAGUCCCAUCUUGGUUUUCUCAAAAUAAUGAGCUAGAUUCUCAAGUAGAAAGUGAUGAUCAACCCCCUAAAAUCAAACCAAAAAGAACUACACUUUUUUCUGCCCCAAAAGUGUAUGACCAAUUUCCAUUCAGAAUAUUAUAUAAAAAUAACCCACUAACUAUAAUUAUCUUAUUUAGGGCGAAAAGAAAGUACUACAAGAAGGGCCUGGGCGAAAUGGAUAUUUUACUUGAAACCGCUGAUGCCGAAUUAUCGUUAGCUGACAGACGCAAGAAAGGCCGAAAACUUAGGAGUAACUAUAUGAAACUGGCCCUUAGUGGAGCAGACACUGAUGUUUCGAUGGCGGAGUCAAUUGCUUCAUCAGCAGAUACUCAAAGUACAGUUGAAGACGCCCAAAAAAGAAGUCGUUUGUCUACCAUGAAGUAUGCCGUUCCUGAAUGCUUUCCUGAAGGAGAACUAGUUUCCAUACUUAAGAGAAAAAACAAAACAGAGGAUUAUACGGCACCCAGGUCAACAUGCAGCGACCCAGAAUACAUGACGGUGCAUAAACUAUUGUCAUUUCUUCAUGCUGCACUACUCUUGAAAGGUCAAUUAAUAUCUUAUGGCGAUUUGACAAGGUGGGCUCGGGAAGGUUUCAUCCCUCUCUACGGCGCUCAUCUACUUUUACCAAAAAGUAUGCCUAUCAGUGGAUCGGAGGCUCAUACUUUGGGUGCACUCCGUACAAAUCAAGCUCCCUGUUCUCGAAUUUUUCGUCAAAACACUGGCCGUCUCCUUACAAUGCUAAAUAUCGAAAAGCUACCCAAGCCACCUGCCUUUCUGUUGGCGUCUAAAAUCAUCUGUGAUCUUCAGUUGCCAAAUGAACUUGAAGUGUAUGUCAGAACUUUGGAUAGAAUUAUUAAUCAGGAUGAUAACGACGCUGAAUGGAAAACCGUUUUCUUUGGUAACAGGAUUCCAAGUGAUGCUGCGUACGCUGGAUCCCUGAUCCUGGUUGCCAUGAAAUUGGUACUUGGAUUAGACGGAACGACAGAAUUUCAAAUUUCAGAUUUUGCCACGAAAGUUAACAAUCUGUUAAAACUAAAACCUUCGUCAAGCUUCGCUAGCAAACAGCAAGGAGUUGAAAAUGAAAAUAACCAAGAAACAUCUCAGGGCAUAAAAACUCUGUUUGUCUGGAAAGAGUGGGUUCGAUUUAUUGAAUACCGGCGCAACGUCAUCGAUCGCACUCACGUUCCAACAGCGAUCCGAAAAGCAAUUGUGAAGAAAAUGGAUCCCGCUUAUGUGUAUCAAUUUGCUCAAACUGAAGGAUUUUAUCAUUAUAACCGCCCUACAACUGAAUUGUCAGAAAUCGAUAGGUCCAUCUUAGAAGUUUUUGAAAAAGCUUCGAAGAGAUUUCCUUCCCCUUCCGGACCUCCAAAAAGAAUACCAAGAUUUCGUUCCUCUCUUUUCGGCCUUCAGGGCUUGGCUGAUCAACUUUUGGAAUUCGACCCCUCGGAAUAUGGACAACUUAAGCAAGAAUUUUCCACUUCGUCUUUAGUAUUUGCCAGAAAACCCAAACUGUUGGCAGCUGCUCUAAAGAAGGCGAAUCCACCGCAUCUCUUAAAUAUUCACAAGGGCCCAGCAUUAAAGGAUAGAAAAUUCGUCAUGCCUUUGAUCACUUCACGUUGUGGGAUUUCGAAAUCUUCAAGUCAAAUGGAUCGUUAUGCCUGGAAAAUAGUAACAGUAAAGUCGGAAGUACUACCUGUUUCCAACUCUUCUGACGACGACGACGACGAGCUUGAUGAAUUUUACGAUAGUCAAUCGCGACCUAGUCUGCUUUUACAUGACCCAUCUUACGGUUACUGGAUAAGCGCACUCCGUCUGAAAUUGGUGGCUUUCGUCGACUGGAACUUGUUCUCCGCCUCGUUGCCUUCAUCGUUUCUCUGGUUGCUCCAACUUAUCUGUGAAAGCAUUGAAGAAAGCCCAAGAGAUUUCUACCCAACGUUUAACGCUGUUGAAGCUAUCGUUUUCUUAGGUCACACAGAUGUGAAACGCAACAUUACCGGCAAAAAGGAGUUAAAGCAGCGACUAUACAACGCAUUAAGAGCGGAAUUCUAAAACAUUUUUUUUUAUACAUCUCCGUAAUGAAUUUUAAUGCGCCAAAUGUUUAUGUAUUAUUUUUUUGUACCUCAAAAUGUCUCAAUUAACAGAGGGCUGAAACUCGCCUAAUUCGGUUACCACUCGAGCAAGAUGUACAUGCCAAUCGGGGCUGAUUGGCUGUUUAGAACUAACCUUGAGUGACACGGAAUACAUGUUUCGAAAAAUA
Molecule: messenger RNA, 3067 nt
Organism: Daphnia pulex (common water flea)
Lineage: Eukaryota; Metazoa; Arthropoda; Branchiopoda; Diplostraca; Daphniidae
Gene: TAF1B
Exons: 8
Coding region: 319-2859 (846 amino acids)
Biological process (GO): nucleolar large rRNA transcription by RNA polymerase I; RNA polymerase I preinitiation complex assembly
Cellular component (GO): RNA polymerase I core factor complex; RNA polymerase transcription factor SL1 complex
Molecular function (GO): RNA polymerase I core promoter sequence-specific DNA binding
Source: RefSeq, a predicted model, not a curated record